AUGAACUCAACUGCAUCACACUCCCGCAAUGUCGACAACAACGCUUUUCACGGUAACACAACACUCCAUCAAGGCGAUAUUCACAAUGUGUUUAACUACGCCCGGGGGCGAAGAGAAACUCCACCACGGCCUUUCCCACUGAUCCCUUUUAAUCGCGACCCGGACUUCGUUAGCCGUAGAGACAUUCUCGACCAAAUUUCCGCACGCUGCUUGGACCCGGCUGGUCGAGUGGCCCUCGUGGGCCUUGGCGGUGUUGGCAAAUCGCAACUGGCUAUCGAAUUCGCCUAUAGAUUCGCUGAAGAGCAUAGUGAUGUCCGGCUGUUCUGGAUCCACGCAGCUACACAAGCGCGUGUUGAAGAAGGUUUCAAGUUGAUUGCCGACGCCAUCAGGUUGCCUGAGCGGAAACAACACAAGGCUGAUAUACCUCUUCUUGUGCGAAAAUGGCUUUCCAUCGAACACAACGGCAGAUGGGUUAUCAUCCUUGAUAGUGCCGACGAAAGCGAGGUGCUCUAUAGCGCAAAUGAAAAUGGUCAUGGGAAACGGUCAUUAGCGGCAUACAUUCCCAAGAGCCGGAAUGGAUCCGUUCUCGUUACCACGCGCAACAGAAGCCUUGCUUCUAAGCUGACUGGAGGCUAUAAGAAUAUAAUUGAAGUUGAUCCGAUGACAGAGGCGGAUGCGCUCGCCCUCUUAGAGAAGAAGAUGGGAUCCACUACGGAUAUCGGCUUGGCAAAAGAUCUGGUGAAAACACUGGACUAUAUACCGCUGGCUAUUAGCCAGGCUGCUGCCUAUAUACAAGCGAGAAAGCCACGAAGUUCGAUUGAAAAAUACCUCGUCGAGUUUCGGAAAAGCGAGCGGGAAAGCACGAGACUUUUGAAGUAUGAAGCAAAUGAUGUAGGCCGGGACGAAGAAGCAUCUAACGCAGUUCUGAGAACGUGGAUGAUAUCAUUCGACCACAUUCGCUCACAGCAACCCUCUGCAGCAGAUCUUUUGUCACUCAUGAGUUUCUUCGAUCGACAGGGCAUUCCCCAGUGGGUGCUUAUUGAUUCCAGGACGCUAAGCGAUAGUCUAGACUCAGAAUCCGAUGCUGAGUACUUAGACGAUGCUGGAGAGUACUCAAAUUCUGAGUCUGAGGCUGACGAUGAUUCCGAUAGUGAUAUAAAUGGCAGGUUUGAAGAAGAUAUAUUGAUUCUGAGAAACUAUUGCCUUAUUACCGUGAAUGAAGAAGGCGACAAAUUCGAGAUGCAUAGACUCGUACAACUGUCCAUCAAAGGUUGGCUGAAAGCUGUUGGCCUGCAAGAGACGUUCAUGCAGCAGUAUAUUACACGGAUGGCAGCGUCAUUCCCAACAGCAAAAUAUGAGAACUGGGCUAUUUGUCGGGACCUCUUCGCACACGUUCAGGUCGCCCUUGAUUACCGUCCGAACGUGGAUACCCUAGCAGACUGGGCGACUCUGUUUUAUAGGGGAGGAGAUUAUGCGUAUGAACAAGGGCAAUAUGAAAUUGCAGAGCAAAUGGUAAACAAAUCUAAGAAGGCGCGCAAGAGGAAGUUUGGAAAGGAUGAUGAGGGGACUUUACAAAGUAUUUCGUUAUUGGCAUCUAUAAUAUCAGAGCAGGGCCGUUGGGAUGAAGCUGAGAAGCUGCAGGUGCAAGUCGUGGAAACUUACAAAACGAAGUUCGAGGCCAACUAUCCAAAAAGGUUUACAGCCAUGGGCCACCUUGCAUUAACAUACUGUCAUCAAGGCCGAUGGGAUGAGGCUGAAAGGCUUCAGGUGCGAGUAAUGAAGGUUCGCAGGGCUGGGAUUGGGCCCAAGCAUCCAGAUACGCUUACAAGCAUGCACAACCUUGCAAUAACAUAUUGGAACCAAGGCCGAUUAGAUGAGGCUGAGAAGCUAGAAGUGCAAAUAUUAGAGACGCGCAAGACUACGAUUGGAGCCGACCACCCAGACACACUAAGCAGCAUGAAUAAUCUCGCAGUUACCUGGGAGAAGCAAGGUCGACGUGAAGAUGCUCUGGCGCUAAUGAAAGACUGUAUCCAGGCCCGCCAGAGAGUCUUAGGCCUACAGCAUCCAGAGACCUUGGGUUCCUCAAAAUGGCUAGAAAUAUGGAGCAAGGAUAGCGAAUAA
Trichoderma harzianum CBS 226.95 is the source of this 2121-nucleotide messenger RNA. RefSeq lists its product as hypothetical. Bases 1 to 2121 code for a protein of 706 amino acids. Lineage: Eukaryota; Fungi; Ascomycota; Sordariomycetes; Hypocreales; Hypocreaceae. The transcript has 2 exons. Gene Ontology annotation, molecular function: ADP binding; protein binding. The record is from RefSeq and is a predicted model, not a curated record.